Molecule: messenger RNA, 774 nt
Organism: Trifolium pratense (red clover)
Lineage: Eukaryota; Viridiplantae; Streptophyta; Magnoliopsida; Fabales; Fabaceae
Exons: 1
Coding region: 1-774 (257 amino acids)
Source: RefSeq, a predicted model, not a curated record
AUGACAGUGGCAGAUUAUGAAGGGAUGCGAGUUUCAGAAUUGAUGCAGCCUAAUGAGAGGAAAUGGAACGAAGCUUUGAUUCAUCAAUUAUUCAAUUUGAGAGAUGCAGCAGAAAUUUUAAAAAUACCAAUCAGCUGUAUGCAAGAUGAAGAUGUUCCGAUUUGGAGGUUUAGCAAGAACGGCAUCUACUCGGUUCGUUCAGCAUAUUACCAACUCAUGGAGGCUAUAAUAGACAACACUCAUCUCAGAGUCGAAGGGGACUCAAUGAAGAUAUGGAGAACACUUGGAGGUUGCUUGCCGGUUCGGUUGCUUCAGAAAGGAGUUCAAUGUGAACCAAACUGUCCUUGUUGUGCUUCAGCCACUGAAAAUGAAUGUCACUGUUUUAUUGGUUGUGAUGUAGCUCAAGAGGUUUGGAGAGAAAUGGGAGAUAGGGAGACAAUGGAGCAAUAUGUAUGGAAUGCACAAGGGCAUGUAGAGCUGUUUUUUACAUUAUUGCAGGACCUGGACAGCGAAAGAAUGGCACGAAAUGUCAUGACGUUAUGGAUGAUUUGGUGGAGACGCAAUCAAAAAUGUUGGCAUGACAAUCUACACUCAACCUCUGAAGUUAAACAACGAGCUACAGAGUCUCUAGACGAUUGGUUGCGCGUGCAUUGUCGACAAGAACACAGCAGCUUAAACGCUAGCAGAGUUGUGCAGCAAAAUUGGACAAAGCCACAGCAAGGAAGCUUUAAAUGUAAUAUGUGGAUGAAUCUAACUGAAUUUGGUAGCUCGUGA